CUCUCUGCCUCAGUUACAGCAGUCUGACACAUGAGAUUCCCCUGCUGGAAAUAUGCCUUUUAAAUGUGUGGGAUUUAGAUUUAAUUUAGUGAUUUUAGCAGGACUUCUCCUCCUGCCCACCAGCACAGAGGACCUUCCAGCCGAUGAGCUUCCAGCAGCCAGCAGGAAUCCUCCCUGCUGAAGCCCACGGUGCUGAUCACCAUCCUGGCACGAAAUGCUCAGCACAGCCUGCCUCACUUCCUGGGAUGCAUCGACAGACUGGACUAUCCAAAGGACCGCAUUGCCAUCUGGGCAGCCUCUGACCACAGUGUGGACAACAGCACAGCGAUGCUUCAUGAGUGGCUCAGAGGAGUCCAGCACCUUUAUCACUCUGUGGAGUGGAGACCAAUGGAGGAGCCAAGCUCUUUUGCAGAUGAGGAGGGACCCAAACACUGGCCCAACUCUCGGUUCAUCCAUGUGAUGAAACUAAAGCAGGCAGCGCUCAGAGCUGCCAGGCGACUGUGGACAGACUACAUAUUGUUUGUGGACAGUGAUAACUUACUCACAAACAACCAAGUGCUAACUGACAUGAUAGCAGAGAACCUGACAGUUGUGGCUCCCAUGCUGGAAUCUAGAAGUCUUUAUUCCAACUUCUGGUGUGGAGUUACUCCCCAGGGCUACUACAGACGGACCCCAGAGUACAUUCCUAUCCGUAAGUGGAGGCGACAGGGCUGCUUUGCCGUCCCGAUGGUGUACUCCACUUACCUGCUGGACCUGAGGCGCAGAGCCAGCCAAGACCUGGCCUUCUACCCUCCUCACCCACAGUACCCUCACCAUCUGGACGACAUCAUGGUCUUUGCUUUUUCUGCUCGACAAGCAGGUAUUCAGAUGUACGUGUGCAACAGGGAUCAUUAUGGAUACUUACCGGUGCCCCUUAAGCAGGACCAGACUCUGGAGGAAGAAGAGGAGAGUUUUACUCACACACUGACAGAAGCACUAAUUUCCUACACCAUGGAGCCUUCACAGUAUGUGCAUGUUACACCUAAACAGCCAGGGAAGAUGGGAUUUGAUGAGGUCUUUCUGAUCAAUCUGAGGCGGCGUUCAGACAGAAGAGAGAGGAUGCUGAGCUCUGUGGCCGUCCUUGGCAUUAAUGCUACGCUGACAGAAGCCGUGGAUGGCAAAGCCUUGAACUCCAGUGUGCUGCAGUCGAUGGGCGUAGACAUGCUGCCUGGGUACACAGACCCGUACUCAGAGCGGGUGCUGACCCGAGGGGAGAUCGGCUGCUUCCUCAGCCACUACAACAUCUGGAAGCAGGUGGUGCAGCAGGAACUACAGCAGGUGCUUGUGCUGGAGGAUGAUGUGAGAUUUGAGCCCAGGUUUAACAGCCGGCUGGUGGCCAUUAUGGACAAUGUGCAGAGAGUGGGACUGGACUGGGACCUGAUUUAUGUGGGUCGUAAGCGGCUGCAGAUGAAGCAGCCGGAGUACUGGGUGAAGGGAGUCCAGAACCUGGUGCACCCCGGAUACUCCUACUGGACUCUGGGUUACAUCCUCUCACUGAAUGGUGCCAAGAAGCUCCUGCAGGCAAAACCUCUGAACAAAAUGCUGCCUGUUGACGAGUUUCUGCCCGUCAUGUUCAACAAACACCCCAAAGACGAGUACAUGCAGUAUUUUGAUCAAAGGGAGCUGAAAGCAUUUUCAGUGGAGCCUCUGCUGCUCUUCCCCACUCAUUACACCGGUGAGCCUGGAUACUUCAGCGACACCGAGACGUCGACCAUCUGGGACGACGAGGUCACAGAGACAGACUGGGACAGAGGAGGAACCAAACACAGCCGGGGACAGGAGUCUGAUCAGGUGGACUCCCUCUGAAGAGGACUUACAUAAGUGAUGACACAAACCCUGCCUGAGAUCCUAUUAAACUCUGACUCUCUCUUUGCA
Messenger RNA from Acanthochromis polyacanthus (spiny chromis), 1914 nucleotides. RefSeq names its product collagen beta(1-O)galactosyltransferase 2a (gene colgalt2a). Lineage: Eukaryota; Metazoa; Chordata; Actinopteri; Pomacentridae. The transcript is spliced from 12 exons. Bases 328 to 1845 code for a protein of 505 amino acids. Gene Ontology annotation, molecular function: procollagen galactosyltransferase activity. The record is from RefSeq and is a predicted model, not a curated record.